ACACAUGCAAACAAACAACGUCCAGCAGGAACGUGAGUGUCUGCUCCGUAGGAAACGAGGGCCGCGCUCAUCUCCAAGCUUGUGAAACCUUCAGCGGAUGGCGCUUCACCGCCGGCACCACACCAGUGUGUCACGUCUGUGAGGAGACGCAACAGCAGCAGCCGGUGAAGAAAGAGAAGUGGCACAGGAAGUGAGCGCGAAAACGAAAACGUCGACGCUCAAAGAGUCAAACUCCUUCAGACCAGCUGGCGCCGCGCGGCCGACGGUUCCUCUGCAGAGUUCUGGCCGGUGAGUCGAGCAGGCAGGAGGGAGGCCUCGGGUCCGGUCUGCUGAGGAGGCUCUCAUCCAGGAAGUCGAAGCAGCGCAGCAGCCAGCGACCUCAAGAGGCCAAUGAAAUGGGGGGAAGUGGAGACGACAGCGGCCCGGGGAGGCUGAGCCGCACCCUGUCCCGCCUGGGACGAGGCCACCAGGCCCGGGACCCCCCCAGACCCCCAGCUCAGCCCGAGAGACCUCCUGCUGCGCCCAGCCGGCCUGUUCAGCCAGAUGACCGUCCUUCUCCCCCGGCUCCGGCUCCGGCUCCGGCUCCGGCUCCGGCUCCGGCUCCGGCUCCUCUGCCCCCACCCGUGGAAACGCCACCUAAACGCCCAGAAAAAGCCACAAAGCCCAAACUUCCCCCUCGGCCGCUGUCCAAGGUGUUCAGCAACACCAAGCAUGGAUCAGAUGUGUUGCAGGGCUUUGAUGCUUUUCGGGCAGACACAACUCUCUGUGACGUCGUCUUGGUCCCUGGGGACAGCGGGGACUCCUUCCCAGUCCACCGAGUCAUCAUGGCGUCGUGCAGUGACUAUUUCAAGGCGAUGUUCACAGGAGGCAUGAGGGAGCAGGAGAUGAGAGAGAUCAAGCUGCACGGGGUCACCAAGACGGGUUUGAAGAACAUCAUAGACUUCAUUUACACAUCCAAGGUCUGCCUGGACAUGAGCAACCUCCAGGACACUCUGGAGGCUGCCAACUUCCUGCAGGUCAUGCCCGUCCUGAGCUUCUGCAAUCAGCUUCUGAGCAGCGAGAUCACGAUCGAUAACUGUGUGGAGGUGGAGCGCAUCGCCACAGACCUGCUCCUGAAGGACGUUCAGCUGAACAUCGGUCAGUUUGUGAGCCAGAACCUCUCCGAGUUGGUGGAGUCCGGCCGCUACCUCCAGCUCUCUGCAACCAGCAUGGCCAACGCUCUGUCCAACAACUCCCUGAAGGGCUUCUCUGAGAUGGAGCUCUACCACAUCACCAGAGGGUGGCUGGACCACGACUCGCCCGGUCGACGCUCCUCCGUCUACGCCCUGAUGCGCCACAUUCGCUUCCCGCUGAUGAGCCCCGGCGAGCUGAUCCAGAUCUCCCAGGAAGACGAGGAGGGGGGGCACUCCGUGAUGCGCUCCGAGGCGGCCUGCGUCAACCUCCUGCUGGAGGCCAGCAACUACCAGAUGAUGCCUUUCAUGCAGCCGGCUCUGCAGACCGAGCGGACGCGGAUACGCUCCGACGACACCCACAUCCUGGCUCUGGGCGGCGUGAUGCGGCAGCAGCUGGUGGUGAGCCGGGAGCUGAGGCUGUACGACGAAAAGACCGGCCAUUGGAGGGCCCUGAAGCCCAUGGAGGUGCCACGCUACCAGCAUGGCGUGGCUCUUCUCGGCGGCUUCCUCUUUAUCGUUGGAGGCCAGAGCACCUACGACACCAAGGGUAAGACGGCCAUCGACACCGCGUACCGCUACGACCCGCGCUUCGACAGGUGGCUUCAGAUCGCCUCGCUCAACGAGAAGAGGACCUUCUUCCACCUGAGCACGCUGAAGGGGAAACUGUACGCGGUCGGGGGAAGGAAUGCGUCGGGAGAGAUCGACACGGUGGAGAGCUACAACCUGAAGAAGAACGAGUGGACCAACGUGUCCAACAUGGUGGAGCCUCACUACGGGCACGCCGGCACGGUCCACGGGGACCUCAUGUACGUCUCCGGUGGCAUCACCCGCGACACGUUCCAGAAGGAGCUCUGGUGCUACGACCCCGCCGCCGACUCGUGGAGCCGGCGAGCCGACAUGAAGGAGCUCCGCGGCCUGCACUGCAUGUGCACCGUCGGCGAGCGGCUCUACGUCAUGGGCGGGAAUCACUUCCGGGGCAGCAGCGACUACGACGACGUCCUGGGCUGCGAAUACUACAGCCCGGACUCGGACCAGUGGACGGUGGUGGCGCCGAUGUCUCGGGGCCAGAGCGACAUCGGCGUGACGGUGUUCAACGGGCAGGUCUACGUGGUGGGAGGGUAUUCCUGGAACAGCAGGUGCAUGGUGGACAUUGUGCAGCGGUACGAUCCGGAGCAGGACGUGUGGGACCGGGUGUUCAACGUGCUGGAGCCUCUGGGGGGGAUUCGAGCCUGCACGAUGACCGUCCAUCUGCCGGAGGGGUCGGUGGACGAGGCUCAGAUGCAGGAGGGGCCGCUGCCUACAGCCAAGAGCUGAUACUGCACCACAGACUGGGGGGGUUUCCGAUUCACCUGCAGCCUCAACAAUACAGGAAACUGUGGGUUGCAGGCAUGAGCAGGUGCUAGCGUGGCUACUUCUCUAACAUUAGCGUUCAACGGUUUGCGCCUCUUUAUCAGACUUUACUAUUUCUAUCAAGACAUUUCCUGUCUUUGCUUUUAUUGUCAGCCAUGAAGCCUCCGCUUGUGUGCUUUCUCUCUCAGCUUGUAAAAGGAAACAAAGCGUCCCAUUGGCUGGACAUCGCUCCAUUGGACUUUAUCGCUGUUUUACAGGCUGAAGCAACGUGAAGAGAUCAACUUGAGUUCUUUCUCUGCAGUUUCAGUUUGUAAAAAGGAGAUAAAAGGACGUUGAACCUCAGAAGCGCUUCAAAUUGACCUCCGGAAGUAAACUAAAUAGUUUUUGGUGUCCACACAGCUUCUGAUUUCAGGGUGAAAACAAUGUGACCAAAAAAUAAAGCUGGCAUUAUUUUGAUCUUUUCAUCACUAAUAAUCUCACAACUCGAGACCAAAACAAGGAUGACCUUAUCCCGCUAACAAGCGCCGUCUGUUUCCCUCACAAGCGUCCAGGCGAAGCGUCAAGUCAUGAGAGGCAAGAAUGACAGGAAUUUGGAAAUUCCGUCUGUUAAUGAGACGCGUGAAGGCCAUUUUUAUUUUGAAAAUAAAACCGCGAUGAGCGAAUACAGAAGUUGUGUUUUGUAUAUUUAUGCAAUGUUUUUAAAGAUGAAAAUAAACUGUUGAUGUCA
Messenger RNA from Cyclopterus lumpus (lumpfish), 3249 nucleotides. Its product is annotated as kelch-like protein 9. Gene Ontology annotation, molecular function: cullin family protein binding; ubiquitin-protein transferase activity. Gene Ontology annotation, cellular component: Cul3-RING ubiquitin ligase complex. The record is from RefSeq and is a predicted model, not a curated record. Gene Ontology annotation, biological process: protein ubiquitination; regulation of cytokinesis. The transcript has 11 exons. The coding region runs from base 396 to 2486 and encodes 696 amino acids. NCBI's taxonomy places the organism in Eukaryota, Metazoa, Chordata, Actinopteri, Perciformes, Cyclopteridae.